CCCCGAAGCUUCUUUUCGGUCUUUCUAUGCCCCACGCUCCUUUCCCUUUCCUUCCCCGGGUGGCGCGUCAAGCGCAAGACUACCAAUGACCGACUUAUACCCUUCCUUGGCGCAAUGCGCCAUCGUUGCAACGGCGUUCAAAAUCCUUCUCUUCCCCGCAUACAAAUCAACCGACUUCGAGGUACACCGGAACUGGCUUGCAACCACACACUCAUUGCCCGUCAAGGAGUGGUACUACGAGAAAACAUCAGAAUGGACUCUCGACUACCCUCCGUUCUUCGCGGCAUUCGAAUGGAUACUCUCUCAAGCCGCACGCUAUGCGGAUCCUGCAAUGCUGGUCGUCAAUAAUCUUGGCUACGAUUCAUGGCAGACAAUCUACUUCCAGAGGGCCACGGUCAUCGUCACGGAGCUUGUCCUUCUCUUCGCAUUGGGCAGAUUUGUCAAGUCGGUUUCUCCGUCAAAUAAACACCUUGCGCAUAUUGCUAGCUUGUCCAUCUUCUUGUCCCCCGGCCUGCUUAUCAUCGAUCACAUUCACUUUCAGUACAAUGGGUUUCUUUACGGCAUUUUGAUUCUGUCAAUCGUUCUGGCACGGAAGCAGUCGACCCUUCUUUACAGCGGUAUCAGCUUCGCCGUUUUGCUGUGCCUGAAGCACAUUUAUCUAUACCUUUCAUUGGCAUACUUCGUCUACUUGCUGAGAGUUUACUGUCUGGAUCCGAAAUCGAUCUUCCGGCCUCGUUUCUUCAACAUAAUCAAGCUCGGCGUGUGCGUCGUUGGUGUGUUUGCGGUGGCUUUUGGACCGUUCGCCUCCUGGGGCCAGCUGCUUCAAUUAAAGGAUAGAUUGUUUCCUUUCUCCAGAGGUCUGUGCCACGCGUACUGGGCGCCCAAUGUAUGGGCGAUGUACUCGUUCGCCGACCGUGCUCUGAUUCCAUUUGCUCCGCGCUUGGGCCUUCCAGUCAACCACGACGCACUGACCAGUGUUACUCGGGGACUUGUCGGAGACACAUCGUUCGCGGUGCUCCAUGAAGUUACCAAAGAACACACGUUUGCGUUGACCUUCCUGUUUCAACUGCUUCCAUUGAUCAAACUCUGGCGCAACCCCGAAUGGGAAACAUUUGUUGGUGCCAUUACCCUGUGCGGAUACGCAUCCUUCUUGUUCGGCUGGCAUGUCCACGAGAAAGCCGUGCUCCUGAUCAUCAUCCCGUUCAGUCUCAUCGCGCUGAAAGACCGGCGGUACUUUAGCGCAUUUCGGCCUUUGGCCGUAGCCGGGCACGUCUCGCUAUUUCCGUUGCUCUUCACUGCCGCUGAGUUCCCAAUCAAGACGGUCUACACUAUUUUCUGGCUGGUGUUGUUCCUCUACGUAUUCGAUCAGGUGGCGCCUGUCUCGGAGCGGCGCCGGAUAUUUGUCGCCGACCGCUUUUCUUUGCUCUACCUGACGGUUGCCAUCCCACUGAUCGUAUACUGCUCGAUCGGUCAUCAGCUUAUCUUCGGACUUGAGCGGUACGAGUUCUUGCCUUUGAUGUUCAUGAGCAGUUAUACCGCUCUUGGGGUCGUGGGUAGUUGGGUUGGAUUUAUGGUGGUUUAUUUCACUGCAUAGAACUAGUAUAUAGAUAGACGAAAAGUCACCUUUCCAUAAAAAUUAAUUAAUCC
This is a messenger RNA of Aspergillus sclerotioniger CBS 115572, 1647 nucleotides long. RefSeq names its product dolichyl-P-Glc:Glc1Man(9)GlcNAc(2)-PP-dolichol alpha-1,3-glucosyltransferase ALG8. The transcript is spliced from 6 exons. The coding region runs from base 86 to 1594 and encodes 502 amino acids. Gene Ontology annotation, biological process: protein N-linked glycosylation. Lineage: Eukaryota; Fungi; Ascomycota; Eurotiomycetes; Eurotiales; Aspergillaceae. Gene Ontology annotation, molecular function: dolichyl pyrophosphate Glc1Man9GlcNAc2 alpha-1,3-glucosyltransferase activity. Gene Ontology annotation, cellular component: endoplasmic reticulum membrane. The record is from RefSeq and is a predicted model, not a curated record.